AUGGCUCCCACAGAAAUACGAGUCUUCGCAAUGUUUCCUUGCACAGUGGGCCUUGGGCCCGAUCUCAGUCUCGACACUUCCAACUGGCGCUGGUUGCACUGGCUCACCUUCCCAUCGAAAACCCUCUCAUCGCUCCAGCUCGCACAUAGACCCUACAAAUGGAUCCGCUACGCCAUCGGUGUCGUUAUGGGAGCGGAGGGCCACCUUUCUCUCAGCCCCUCCACGCCCAAUAUUACCAUUGACUACAAUGCCCUCCUCCUCCCCUCCGAGUCCACCGACCUUUACUAUCAUAGAGACAACGAGGAGAAAAAAAGAUUCUCUCCGCUCGAACCUAGAUUCCGGGGAACGAGGAUCACCUCCAGCGCUGCUACCCCUUGGAGAUCUGCCUUUCGUGAAGAUGUUGCAAGGCGAGAUGGUGGGACGUGCGUGUUGUCAACGGACCAUCCUGACGAAGUGUGCGAUGCGGUGCAUCUUGUGGCCCAUAGCAAAGGCGAUACCUACAUUGCAAUGUAUACUCAACACCGCAAUCGAGACCCCACUGGAGGCGAUAUCGUAGAGGAGAUCGACAGUGUCCGGAACGGUCUCUUUCUCAACAAAUUCACACACGCCGUUCUGGGUACUCAUAUUGCGUUCUUGCCGACUCCCAACUUCGCCAUGACCACUGAGGACAUCGAUCCCACUGCGUCACCAACAGAGAAAAGGUGCACGGUACAUGCUUUCCAGCUUGGCGCUCCGGGCGCUUGGUUUGGCCACGAUAACACCAUCUCUUCGGGCUCCGCACUACGGAUUUCCGAUAUUGAUUGGCCGCCAGCCAUUCUCUUCGACAUCGUAUAUGCUGACGCCGUACUUGAGAGUUUCGGUACCGCGGAACUGAAACAGGAAAUGACUUCGGCGGCUUGGAGCAACAUUUUCUACCCAGAUGGAAUCACGACCACAGUAAGCCGAGAUUACAAGGUGAUGACAGAGGAAAGGGCUGCUACCAAGAUAAGAGAGCAGAACCAAGCAAUGGAACGUGGAACACGGCACAGAGCUCGCGGAGGUCCAGACAGAUUGGAGAUCAUGGCUGUGCCAUUUAUCCUGGUGCCGCCGGACCAGCUGCGGGCAGUAUUUAGAGAGGCAAACGAGAGAGCUGAAGCGGCGGAGCAGAAGCGUGUACGGGAGAAAGUCGGUAACUGGAUGAAGAAGAUUACUACAUAG
Messenger RNA from Coprinopsis cinerea okayama7#130, 1197 nucleotides. RefSeq lists its product as hypothetical. Lineage: Eukaryota; Fungi; Basidiomycota; Agaricomycetes; Agaricales; Psathyrellaceae. The coding region runs from base 1 to 1197 and encodes 398 amino acids. The record is from RefSeq and is a predicted model, not a curated record. The transcript is spliced from 3 exons.